GCAUCCAUUAUUGAUGACAAUUCAUCUUCGAAAUUUAUUAUUCAUCAUCGAUGAAGCCCAAGGGGGAGGGCGCCAAGGCCAGAGUUUGACGACCCUUAAACUUCAUUAUGUGUCUCAAGGUAAAUAGGAAGACGGCUCUCCUCUCUGACAGUGUUCCUCUCCCUAGUGUGGGUUUAUGGCGGGUCAGGUCCAUCACGGACGGCGUUGACGAUCAUGACGAAGGCGAUGAGGAGGGUGGUGACGUCCACAUUUGUGUGUGCGUGCCCCGUGCUUGUGUGUGCGUGUGCUCAAUUGGUUUUUGUGCGCAAACUGAUUUAAGAGUACACAUUAUGGAGGGCGUGUGUAUACGACAUACAGUAUAUAAGACUCUCCGGGUAUUACUUACACCUCCACCCUUUUCCAUUCUGUGUAAAUGAAAAUGCAAGGCUAUAUUUGGAGGGAGCUGAUGUCACAAGUGGUUUGAGCGGAGAGCCUAUAACUGUUGGAGUCGGUUUGUGUGGCAGUCUGACAAACCCUGGACUGCUCCAGUGACAGACCUGAGAUCUGCUUUUUACUGGCAAACAAAAGACAAAGUAAAUCAACCGACACUAUGUAUCACCUGAGGGCGCCUGUGCUCGUCCUCAUGCUGCUUGUGUUGCUGCGCUGCGUCGCCACCGCCCCCAGGCACAGGUACUUCAGUCAGAGCUCAUCCACAGAGCGGGAAAGUGCUCUCCCGGACGGAGGCGAUGGCUGGAUAGCGCCGGGGCCAAUCUCCAGCCCGUUCCUCGGCCUCAUGGGAACGAGGCCGCAGAGGGGGCUCACAGCUGUGAACAGCCACCACAUGGAGAAGAGGAAGUGCAACACAGCCACCUGCGUCACCCAGAGGCUAGCAGACUUCUUGGUGCGCUCCAGCAACACAAUCGGCACCGUCUACGCACCAACCAACGUGGGAUCCUCCACCUACGGCAAGAGGGACCUACUGCAGCCGCCCGGUUGUCUGCCUCUCUAGUGCCGACUGGGGGCCUCACCAGCACUCCCAGUGCACCGAUGAUAUAAUCAGUCGUCUUGUGUAACAAUGAUUGUGAGAGCGGUGUUAAUAAUGGUGACAGUGAGGAUCAUCGACCACGUUCUUGUUUAUUGUAUCCUCUUGCGAGACAGUGCCUUUAAUUUUCAGCCAUCGAAGUUGGUGUAUGUUGAUUUAUUCUUUUUUUCUGGAUUUGUGUGUGCGCUGUGGCUCUGUGAGUAAUGUUCCACAAAGUAAUAAAAACAAUAAAUAAAGGAAAAGCGAUGCAGAGCAUUGUGGAAAUCUAUGUAAUCAUCUGUUGUUUUUUGUAAUAAAAUUGUAAAAAAUAAAAUACACUUUCAAAAAUC
Messenger RNA from Scophthalmus maximus (turbot), 1350 nucleotides. RefSeq names its product calcitonin gene-related peptide 2. The transcript is spliced from 4 exons. Gene Ontology annotation, cellular component: extracellular region. Gene Ontology annotation, molecular function: hormone activity. The coding region runs from base 590 to 988 and encodes 132 amino acids. The record is from RefSeq and is a predicted model, not a curated record. NCBI's taxonomy places the organism in Eukaryota, Metazoa, Chordata, Actinopteri, Pleuronectiformes, Scophthalmidae.